Centropristis striata (black sea bass) is the source of this 2926-nucleotide messenger RNA. It is a transcript of the gene nap1l4a, whose product is annotated as nucleosome assembly protein 1-like 4a. NCBI's taxonomy places the organism in Eukaryota, Metazoa, Chordata, Actinopteri, Perciformes, Serranidae. Bases 135 to 1184 code for a protein of 349 amino acids. Gene Ontology annotation, biological process: nucleosome assembly. The record is from RefSeq and is a predicted model, not a curated record. The transcript is spliced from 15 exons. Gene Ontology annotation, cellular component: chromatin; nucleus. Gene Ontology annotation, molecular function: chromatin binding; histone binding.
ACCAGCUAACCAAUGACGAACCAGAAUGCUGGAGCGCGUGUGUUGCUCGCGCGUGGGGGUUGAAGCGAAGACGCGUGAGCGAAGCGACCAGCUAGAUUCCGCUCAGCUAGAGAGGGAGGAGCUGCCACUCGGUAAUGGACGCCAAUAAAGGUAAAGGGGAACAAGGGAUGCAAAAUCCAGUUGGGCAGAUGGACAGACCUGUCAGCUUCCACUUUUUGGAAAGCAUGCUUCCCAAAGUAGUGAAGAGGCGAGUGCAUGCCUUGAAAAGGCUACAGGUGCAGUGUGCCAACAUAGAGGCUAAAUUCUACGAGGAGGUCCACGAGCUGGAGCGGAAGUAUGCUGCCCUCUAUCAGCCACUGUUUGACAAGAGACGAGAUAUUGUCACAGGAACAGUGGAACCCACAGAUGAGGAGUGUGAGUGGCACAGUGACAGAGAGGAAGAGGAGGAGCUAGCUGCGGAGGUAAAGGAAAAAGCGGCUAUUGAGGAUGCAAAGAAAGAGGAAGCCACGCCAGAGGAAGACCCAAAAGGCAUCCCUGAUUUCUGGCUCACCAUAUUCAAGAGUGUGGACAUGCUCAGUGACAUGCUACAGGAACAUGAUGAGCCAAUCCUAAAGCACCUGAAAGAUAUUCAAGUCAAGUUUUCUGAGCAAGGACAGCCAAUGAGUUUCACAUUAGAGUUCCACUUUGAGCCCAAUGGUUACUUCAACAACGCAGUCCUCACUAAAGUCUACAAGAUGAAGUCAGAGCCUGAUGCCUCAGAGCCUUUCUCAUUCGAAGGGCCAGAGAUCAUUGACUGUGAAGGCUGUCAGAUAGACUGGCACAAGGGAAAGGAUGUGACCGUGAAAACUAUUAAGAAGAAGCAGAAGCAUAAAGGCCGUGGCACCGUUCGCACUGUUACAAAACAGGUCCCCAAUGACUCUUUCUUCAACUUCUUUAACCCCGUCAAAGCUUCACCAGAUGGAGAGAUGGAUGAAGACUCUGAGUUCACCCUAGCCACAGACUUCGAGAUUGGUCAUUUCUUCCGUGAGAGAAUAGUUCCCAGAGCAGUGCUGUAUUUCACUGGAGAGGCCCUGGAAGAUGACGAGAGCUUUGAAGAGGAGGAGCUGGAAGAGGGAGAUGAAGAGGAACAAGAUGAGGAGGGUGAUGAUGACGAUGACGAGGGAGACUUUGACCCCAAGGCAUAAUCAAUCAUUCUCACUCCAUGCAUUUCUAGAAAGAACAACCCCAGCCUGCCGAAUGCAAACAGCAGUAACCGUGGUGAUCAGGGGAGGCGGAGACCUGUUGUCCGUCAAAUCAGUUCUCAGCCAAUCAGCAAGUCCUCCUACUCUUGCAGGCUCCGCCCUUUUAUGAACUCUCAUCUGAACGCAAUAGAACGCAAAGCAAACUGCGUUUUUACUAUGUGCAUGACUUCUUUUUCUUUUGUCUUGCGCCCAUCUCACCCCUUUUUAUUUGGCUUCAUUCAAACUCAAAGCGGGAAGUGACUUGACUCUAAUUAAACUACCGUGGCAUCACAUAGGGACAGCCUUCUUCUUUGGUAAGGUGGAGUAGGUUACUACUGCCAAGAACCUCAGAACAACAUAUGGAAACAAGAUAGGAAAGGAAUGGAUCCCAACUUUAGUUUUCAUUGAUAUAAAUCAGUUACUCAGGGUUUUUUAUGCCAACAAGAGAAGUGCUUGUUUACCAGGAAACUGUUGAACAAGUCUGACUUAAUCUUUCACUGGGGUUGCUGAAGUGUUUUUCUUUUUGUUAUGGUGUUUUUUAAGAGACAUACAAUGUAUCAUUCUGAAUUUAAUUUACUUUUUUAAAUGUUCAUUGUCAUGUCAUUGGACUAUUUAUUCUGGUGUCAUGCAGCUGUACGAUGUGGUACAUUAUGGGAACUCUUAAGGCCCAGCCACAGCUAAAGGUUCAUUCUCAUUGGCUCAAAUCUUAUUUGGGCUUAGCAGGUCAACAAAACGUGAAUACUGCCAAGUCAUGUUUUUUAUUAUCAAAAUUAAUUUCAGACAUUACAGAAUUGUGUUCUCUAUUAAUACUCCUCACUUCUGCCCAGGUCGAUUGGGCUUAACAAGCAUUUAAACAGAGCACUUGAGUGGACACAUGGUGAUAAUUAGGGUGAUGUGACAGGUAUGUGGUUAUGCCUCAAAACUGUCAUAUAUAGGUCUUCCCUGUUUUUCCUAUCAUCCUUGAAAUACUCUUCAAUUUUUGUUAACAAGGAGAACAACAAUUUAAGAAAACAAGACUUCCCCAGAUUUCCCCAACCAAAGCAUUAUAUCCAGUUUGGUGAAUAUUUUCCUCCAAAGAUAACACAUUUAAGCAGACACAGUGACUGACCCGCAACCUUUUUUGGUUGUUAUCACUUCUAUGUAUCUAGAUCUUAACAAAUGUCAUUUAAAGUCAGUGAUAGGACAGGGGGCAGGAUGUUUGGAAUAAAUGUAAAUUCUGUUGCCAAGAAGCCAAAAUGAACGAUGAAAUACGCCGUCCUCUUUUAUUCAAUUGUUUGCCAAUUGUCAUUAACACAGUGUAAUCUAAUUCAGCGUUUAAAGUUGUUUAAGAAUAUAUAAAUAUUUCUGUUAUUGUCUAACAAUUCAGUAGAAUGUCUGUGGAAAACAAGAGGUUGCCAAUGUAUUUUAUAUACUGCACUUGGAUUUUGGCAGUGGUUGCACACCUUUGCCUGGUGACUGGUCAGCGAUAGCAGUUGCAGCGAAAAAUAAUACCCAACCCCUUCUCUCUUUUUAAAAAGAACGAUUGUAGAUCUGGUUGACAGAUCUCUCAGAGCCACGGUUGACAUCUUCAAAUCUACUACAUUGGACCGUGUGCUAGCAAUGGCCUUAACUGGUUCUUAUUCACAAUUUGUUACUUGCGCAAUAUUUCUUUUCAAUUUGUACAGAGUUAGUUAAAAUAUUCUAUUAAAGUUGUGCGACAUGGAAAA